CCAAAGACACUCAUGGACUUACCUCAAGUGUUGUCAUCCCUCAUUCAUCACACACAGAACUAGAAACCACAGCUUCUUCAACACAACACAGAGAGGGAGAGAGGGAGCAAAACAUAGACACAAAGAGGGAUGGGUAACUACAGGUUCAAAUUAUCAGACAUGAUCCCCAAUGCCUGGUUUUACAAACUCAAGGACAUGGGAAAACCAAAAAAGCAAACCCCAUCUCAGUCCAAGAAGAAAAAACAACCUUCACCAGCCUCAACCACACCACCAUCAAAACCAAAGCAAUCCCACCAAUUCAAUCCCAGAAAAUCUUACUACUUCACAAGGGAGCUUAACCCAAAUGAUAGAAUCUAUACCUCACCAGCAAAUAACCAAAAUGCCAAAUUCAGCAAUUCCCCUGAAGCCCCCAGAAAAUCAUCCAAACAAAGACUCAAGAGAAGAACUGCAAGGACUUCUUCACCUAAGCUUGCUGUUGCUGCUAACAAUGACAACUCCUCGUCACCACAUGAUAGCUCUGCUGAAUCAGAGCACCCUGACCCAGAAUUCAGAACAGAUCGUGUUCUUGCCACUGAAGCAUUAGAUCAAACGGUUUCUUGGUCCAACUCUUUCGCCUGCAAGGUACACUCCAACGCCAAGGACAUCAUCAUUGAUGUAGACAACAGUUCCACAGAGAGAAAAGACGAUAAGCUAGAAGGGUAUGAAUAUGAUUCCUUCUCGGACCUCGUGCUCCCACCAAUUGUGACCAAGCCUGCAAAAUUCGAUGACUUGCUGAGUGAUGCCAAGAAGAAAGAAACCAAAAUGGAUGAUGCCCCAGAAGAGCCAAACCUGAAGGGACCUCUAAGAGUUAAAAUUGUGAAGGAAGGCACUGCACCAAUGAAGGAACAUAAGAGCACCCCUGUUAGGAGAUUCUCUGUGAGCUCUUCUCCAGGAGUGAAGCUUCGGAUGAACUCGCCGCGAAUUGGCAGCCGGAAAACUCAGACACAUGGCCGGAGGAGUGUGUCGUCCGCCGCUGGCUCCGGCUCCCGGAGAAGCCUUUCGGAUAGCUUUGCAAUUGUGAAGUCAUCACUGAAUCCUCAGAGGGACUUCAGAGAAUCAAUGGUGGAGAUGAUUGUGCAGAACAACAUAAGGACAUCAAAGGAUUUAGAGGAUCUUCUUGCUUGCUAUCUUUCUCUUAAUUCAGAUGAGUAUCAUGACCUCAUUAUCAAAGUGUUCAAGCAAAUAUGGUUUGAUUUAACUGAUAAUUAGUGGAAGAACAAGUAACCAAUUGAGAUUUGAGACCAUUCUAAACGAGUUUCUCAAGUUUCUGUUUCUCACACAAUGUAUGUUCACAUGUAAGUAAUAUUAAUAUCUUGGUUAAGUUUAAUGUAUAAAUCUUACUCCUUAGUCCAUAUUUAAGGGUGACACUAUCCAAAACGAAGUUCGAUGCAGAAAUCAAGAGCAAAAACUGCAUGCACCUUCUCAGUGGUUUUGUCAUGGAAUUGAUCCAUGGAAUGAAAUUUACAUUGCUAAACAAUGCAGAAAAGUAAAUGGGAUUUGAGGCAAUUUUGUUAACUAGGAAAUAGUUGAGUUAAUUUAUACAUGAACUGCAGAGUUCAGUUGCAUAUGACUCCGCAAUAGUGUGGAAUUGGCAUGCAAACGUGUAAAAUGGUUUUUGAGCACUAGCUUCAUUUGGAAUUGUAGACCAUUUUCUUUGAGUUUAGACAGGCAAAAAAAGUUUGCCACAAACGGGUGAUUGUAUUGUUUAGCUUUCUGUCAUCUUCCUCAAGAAAAAACUUGGAGCAUAAACUUUGCUUCUGAAUUUUGGUACCUGCAUGGACCCAAAGUUGUUUGAGAACAAGACAUAACUGGCACAAAGUUGUAUAAAU
Molecule: messenger RNA, 1868 nt
Organism: Vigna unguiculata (cowpea)
Lineage: Eukaryota; Viridiplantae; Streptophyta; Magnoliopsida; Fabales; Fabaceae
Product: transcription repressor OFP1-like
Biological process (GO): negative regulation of DNA-templated transcription
Molecular function (GO): DNA binding
Source: RefSeq, a predicted model, not a curated record